This is a messenger RNA of Ceraceosorus guamensis, 1399 nucleotides long. Its product is annotated as tRNAHis guanylyltransferase. Gene Ontology annotation, biological process: tRNA modification. The transcript is spliced from 6 exons. Lineage: Eukaryota; Fungi; Basidiomycota; Exobasidiomycetes; Ceraceosorales; Ceraceosoraceae. Gene Ontology annotation, molecular function: tRNA guanylyltransferase activity; magnesium ion binding. The coding region runs from base 147 to 1148 and encodes 333 amino acids. The record is from RefSeq and is a predicted model, not a curated record.
UCCACACCUUCCCGACUUCGCCCAGGCACAUGCUCUCCCAUCACAAUCGAGAGCGCGGUCAUCAUCGCUGCGCACUUUGAGGCCCAUCAAAGGCCGUCUGUGGACCGGUUGCGUAGUCGGAGGUUGUUGCACCUCCGCCUGCUGUCAUGGCGCUGAGCAGAUUCGCGUACGUGCGGUCGUAUGAGCAACAGGAUGCUGCGUUGCCCAACACGUAUAUGCUGGUCAGGCUGGAUGGCAAAGGCUUUCACAAAUUCAGUGCGAAGCAUCUAUUUCACAAGCCUAAUGACGCGAGAGCUCUGGAGCUGAUGAACCAUGCGGCCAGGAAGGUGAUGGAGCAGCUCAGACCUGAGGUGGUGUUGGCCUUCGGAGAGAGCGACGAGUACAGCUUCCUCUUGAGGCGAUCAUGCACACUCUACAGCAGGCGCCAAAGUUUCACCGAUCCGCUCAGCAAGAUCUUGACCUACGUAACGUCGCUCUUCACUUCGAACUACGUCCUGGCUUGGAGCACAUUCUUUCCUAAUCAGCACCUGGACGAGGCGCCUUCAUUCGAUGGGAGAUUGGUCUUGUACCCCACGGAGAAGGAAGUCAGGGACUACUUCUCGUGGAGACAGGCUGACACUCAUGUCAACAAUCUAUACAACACCGUCUUUUGGGCAAUGGUGCAAGGAGGCAAGACAGAGAGGGAAGCUCACGAAAGAUUGAAGGGCACACUCUCAGCCGACAAGAAUGAAAUCUUGUUCAACGAGCACAACAUCAAUUACGAUUCGCUUCCUCCCUUGUUCCGCAAAGGCAGCACGUUGGUGUGGCGGCCCGAGACAGACGCUUGUUUCAAACAGAGCGACUCAUCGUCACCGAGCUCGUUGCAGGUCAAAACGAAGGGUAAGAGCAAGAUGACGCUCCAGACCUUACACGUCGAUAUCAUUGGCCACGCCUUUUGGUCAUCCCCCCGCAUACAGCCUCGAAGCUCAACACCACUAGCGGAGACGAACGGAGAUGCUGAGGCCAGCGAGCAGGGUGGUGCUGCAGACCAGCCCGACUCAGACCGAGCUUUGAACGUAGUGAGCGGGCCAGCGGAACAACCAAAUCGGACGGACUCGCAUCGCACCAACGCCUACGCAGGGCUGGGUGCCAGAGCACUUGCCAGCUGAGCUUGAAGAGAUCCUCACUAAUUUCGGAACGCAAACCAUCUGCGGCCGAAUUAACCACAGGCUAGUGCCCGCCAUAGCGUUCGCCUCCAUUCGUCUUGUCGCCCGCAACCCCGCAGCUACCGAGACGGUGGACCGGACUGUCAGGUCGCUCGAUCACCCCCAAAGAGCUCUGCUUUGCCUACUCUCCCGCCUAUGGUAUGGUCCAGCACCCUCCACAGCAUGCGAUCUCGCGUGCCAAGAGGUCGUCAGGU